Theobroma cacao (cacao) is the source of this 2571-nucleotide messenger RNA. RefSeq lists its product as uncharacterized. Lineage: Eukaryota; Viridiplantae; Streptophyta; Magnoliopsida; Malvales; Malvaceae. The record is from RefSeq and is a predicted model, not a curated record.
CCUGUGCUCACUUUCUUCUUCAGCCCACGAGCUGGUUUACAUCUUUUAACGCGAAAAAAAAGAGACCCUCCUCAUUGCAAAAGCUAACUGAUUUAUAGAGUGAGUGAAGUGAGUGCCUUAGAAAAGAGAAAGAAAACACUGGUCAAAAGCCAAAAAGUCUUAUCUUUUCUUAGCCGUAUUUGUGGGUUUAUAUGCAAAAGCAUUUUCACUCCUCUGCUAAGUUGCAGGCUGUUUUUAGCAGCAAAAUGAUCAACUUUCUGCGUUGUGGUUGGUUCCCGGAAGUCCUAGUACUCUAAAAAAUGCAAGAAGACAAGUUAAGUUUUGGAGUGUAAUCACGGGUCUCUGUGCACCUACUUGGUUUCUGUCUCUCUCUCUGUUCACAAUACUGUACCCGGUUGAUCUUCCUCAGAACCCUUCUGGAGUUCCCUUGUUUUUUCUUUUAGCGUCUAAUUGUGAGGGGAUUUCAAGGCAGUGGAGACUAAAAUGUUGGGACUGAGAGUGACAUCAUCAAGACACAAGCGUUCAAAGAGCAGCUUUCCUGAUAAGAAUAGAGAUGAGGAAGAUACCUUGGGUAGUUCUCUUGAAGCAUCAAAUCGAAUAAAGCUGGAUAUGGGGCACUUAAAGGACUCUGCCAAAACCCAGAAGAAGCAAUCUCCUACUCCCAGCACUGAGGUCCAAAACUCUUUGAAGCAAGAGAUUUUACAGCUUGAGAAAAGAUUAGAAGAUCAAUUUGAGGUUCGUCGUGCACUGGAAACAGCAUUGGGUUAUAGAACUUCCUCCCAUGAUGAUACAAAUGAAACGUCAGUGUCAAUAUCUAAGCCAGCUACAGAAUUAAUCAAGGAAAUUGCGGUUUUAGAGUUGGAAGUUGUAUAUUUGGAGCAGUACCUUCUCUUGUUGUAUCGGAAAGCCUUUGAUCAACAAAUUGUUUCUAUAUCACCAUCUAAAAGGGAUGAAAGGUUAAAAUCACCAGUAGAUACCCCAAGAGGAAGAUUUCCAGAUGUUUCCAGACCUGAUGAUCCACCAAAAGUUGAAAAUUCAGCUGUAAAGUCUGCUUAUUGUGACAAAUUAUGGAAGGAGCCUAGUGGCAUUGGAGCAGAAAAACUAUUAGAUUCUGGUGUUCAUCGCUGUCAUUCCUCACUAUCGCAGCGUUCAGCAUUUUCAAGUAGGACUUCUCCUCCAGAUGAGACUUUGGAUAAAGCUGUUCGAGCCUGCCAUUCACAACCUUUGUCCAUGAUGGAGUAUGCUCAGAAUGCAUCCAAUAUAAUCAGUCUGGCUGAGCAUCUUGGCACUCGCAUUUCUGAUCAUAUUCCAGAGACACCAAACAAGCUUUCUGAAGAUAUGAUCAAGUGCAUGUCUGCUAUAUAUUGCAAGCUUGCAGACCCACCUUUGAUCCAAAACGACUUUUCAUCUCCCAAUUCAUCCGUGUCAUCAGCAAGUGCUUUUUCCCCACAGGAUCAGCAGGACAUGUGGAGUCCAGGAUUCAGAAAUAAUUCAUCUUUUGAUGUACGGUUAGAUAACCCUUUCCAUGUGGAAGGACUUAAAGAGUUUAGUGGACCAUAUAGCACAAUGGUUGAAGUCCCAUGGAUUUUCAGAGAUAGUCAGAAAUUGGGUGAUGUGGAACACUUGCUACAAAAUUUCAGGUCACUUAUCUGUCGACUGGAAGAAGUUGAUCCUAGUAAGUUGAAACAUGAAGAGAAGCUGGCAUUCUGGAUAAAUAUACACAAUGCACUAGUGAUGCAUGCAUUUUUGGCUUAUGGUGUUCCACAAAAUAAUAUGAAGAGAUUCUUUCUACUGUUGAGAGCAGCAUAUAACAUUGGUGGUCACACCAUCAGUGCAGAUACAAUACAGGGUUCCAUCCUUGGAUGUCGAAUGUCUCGGCCAGGACAGUGGCUUCGGUUAUUACUUUCUUCAAGGGCAAAAUUUAAAACUGGAGAUGAAAGGCAGGCAUAUGCAAUUGAACAUCCAGAACCUCUUUUACAUUUUGCACUCUGUUCAGGAAACCAUUCUGAUCCUGCGGUCCGUGCCUACACACCAAAGAGAGUAUUUCAAGAGCUGGAAACUGCAAAAGAAGAGUACAUUCGAGCUACCUUUGGUAUCCGCAAAGAGCAGAAAAUUUUGUUACCAAAGAUUGUAGAGUCAUUUGCAAAGGAUUCAAGUUUGUGUCCAGCUGGUGUCAUCGAAAUGGUCCAACAAUCUUUGCCUGAAUCACUUCGUAGGAGUAUUAGAAAAUGCCAGCUAGGAAAAUCCCGCAAGAGCAUUGAAUGGAUUCCUCACAACUUUACCUUUAGGUAUCUAAUAACUAAAGAGUUAGUAAGAUGAUUGCAUGUAUGCAUUCAUGCAUAGUUCUUGGGCAUGAUGCAUUUGCAAGUAUUUUUGUUUUGGAAGAUUUCACAUUUUUCAUUGUACAAAGUAGAUAUGAAAAGGGAAAUGGUAGGAUAUAACAAUUUGGCAUCUUUUGUAAUGUAAUUGCCAUUAUGCUGUGUCAUGCAAUAGAAGAAUCAAUGAUUUCUGUACUGUGCAUUGAAGUUUGUAUAUAGUUUUGGGGUGAGCUAUUCCUUGAUUUAGCCUGAA